UCCCUGUGGGUCAAGUGACUGGGGUGCGAGACUGAGACUAUAGGGUAUGGGAGGCUGCAGUUGCAGGAGGGAGAGACAAACUCCAAAGCUGCAACAAAACAACACAUCACAAUCUGACAAAAGAUGGGCCUUUAUGCAGUCUUUAUUUCGUUCCUUAUUCAAUGACUUUGAUGUACGUAUAACUGCAACAAUAGCUUUUGAGAUGGUGUGUCACGCGUGUUGGGGUAAGUGGGUAUUGUACUGCAGAGUGCCGCCAUACCAAUAAUGGAGAAGCUGUGGUUGGUGAAGAGUCUUCCUUUCUCUGCUAUGUAUCUCAGUUGUACCAGGUUCAGCAGUACUGUUUAUGCCAUUUACAGGCCCUCACUGAGUCAGGUGGUUAAACCAGCAAAAGGUGUAAUAACUUAUGCGUUGGCUUGGAGAAAUAGAAGUCAGGCACGUGGUCACAUACCAUUCUUUUGGUAUGUUUUGCGUGUCAGAAACUAUAGCAUUAGUGCUAUGGCUGCAAAAUAGGUAUUGUUAUGUUGACAGGACUGUCCAUACUGCAAUUCUUUUUGUGUAAAGCUACUUAUAUUUCGUCGUGUUUGUUUGCCAAUGAUUUAUUCAUUGCUACUGUUAUUUCUGUAGUUGAUCUGCCAAAGUAUGCUCGUGUAAAUCUACUAAAAUCAGAUGUUUCUUUGGUGAUUGCUGCUUUUAACGAAGAUGGAUACUUACUAUGUGAUGAGAGAUGUGGAGCGCUGGAGCACAACAACUUCAGCAUUGACCCGAUUCUCCCUGAUGUUUUAAAGUUCCAUCCUUUGGCACCUCUAACGACUCAUCCACUUUAUCGUGACUCACAUAUAAUACUGCAGGAUAAGGCGUCGUGUUUGCCAGCUUACCUUCUUGCCCCUCCACCUGGAAGUAAUGUAGUUGACUGUUGUGCUGCUCCAGGAAAUAAGACAACACAGUUAGCCUCUAUUAUGAGGAACAAAGGAUCAAUAACAGCAUUUGAUAAGGAUCGUAGGAGAUUUGCGGUACUGAGAAAGAGAGUAAGAGAGGCUGGAGCAACUUGUGUCUCCCCUAUCCUUUCUGACAUCCUUAAGGUCAGACCGGAAGACUACAGUAGCACAGAGUACAUUUUAGUCGAUCCAUCAUGUUCUGGGUCUGGAAUUUUAAGUCGUCAAGAUUAUAGCUGUGUAAGAAAAGCAGAUGUGUAUGUUUAUGUUGUAUUGCUUGCUGCACCACCAUACUCAUACCCAGGUCAUGUUUGUACAUAAUUACCAUCACCUGAAAAACUUUCAGAAUUAAGAGGGUAACCUUCUGGCCAGUGCAUAUUGUCAAAUUUUUCAUAAAGUCCUUACAUGUGGCAUCUGAGAAAGUGUGCUUUUAAUAGAAGUUGCAGCAACGGUGUAUACAUGUGCAAUUGGCUCCACUUGUUCAGUGACGACUUAUAUUAUGUUGGCCACAAAUUUUGCUAUUUUGUUGUGCUCCAUCACUAAGUACGGUAGUACUUAGUAUUACAGGUUAUCCAGCAUUAUGCCCGUACAUUUGAGAUGUCAUUUAGUUUC
Geodia barretti is the source of this 1544-nucleotide messenger RNA. Lineage: Eukaryota; Metazoa; Porifera; Demospongiae; Tetractinellida; Geodiidae. The record is from the annotation of a GenBank genome assembly.